Molecule: messenger RNA, 1344 nt
Organism: Lachancea fermentati
Lineage: Eukaryota; Fungi; Ascomycota; Saccharomycetes; Saccharomycetales; Saccharomycetaceae
Source: the annotation of a GenBank genome assembly
AUGUCUUCGAAAACCCGAUACUAUCUAGAACAGGCUAUUCCAGAGGUCGAUGAUCUUGUUCAAAAGGGUUUGUUUACCAAAAAUGAAGUUAGCACUAUCAUGAAGAAAAGAACUGAUUUUGAACACCGUCUAAACUCCAGAGGGUCAAGAAUCAACGACUACGUUAAGUAUAUCGAAUAUGAGGAGAACUUAGAUAAGCUACGUCAGAAAAGGGUUCAAAGAAUACUGCAAAGCAAAAAAACUAACAGCAUAUCUGACUGGUCUAUUCAACAAAGAAUUCAAUUCAUAUUUCAAAGAGGCUGUAACAAGUUUCCACGAGAGCUGAAAUUCUGGUCGAUGUAUCUGAACCAUUUGAAGACCAGAGGAAGAAAAACAUCAUACCGGAAAAUUCACAAUGUCUACAAUCAAUUACUUAAACUUCAUCCGACAAACGUGGAUAUCUGGAUCAGCUGUGCUAAAUAUGAAUAUGAGAUUCACGCAAAUUUCAAAAGUUGUAGGGCAGUAUUUCAAAAUGGUUUGAGAUUCAACCCCGACGUCCCAAGGCUUUGGUAUGAAUACGUCAAGUUCGAGUUGAAUUUCAUUACUAAACUCAUUAACAGAAGAAAAGUCCUAGGUCUGAUUAAUGAAAGGGAACAGGAGCUCGACAUGCAAAAUCAACAAGAGGAAGCUGUUGCUAAAAAUGGCGAUGAUUCUGAUGUCGAUAACGAGGACUCCCUCGCUGCUCCUUCCACUGGUGAUUCCAUGAAGGAUAAAUUGAAUGACUUACCAGAGGCCGACAUGAAUAUGCUGGGUAAUGAAGACACCAAUCCAGCGUUACGCGGUGAUAUUGCAUUAACCAUCUUUGAUGUUGGAAUGAACACACUGGGGAAGCAAUUCCUUGAUAAGCACAAGGGAUAUUACGCUAUCACUGAUGCAAAGAUCGAUAAAGAGGCAACUAACGCUUUGAUUCAACACUUAUUUGAAAUAUCUAUGACUUUUGUCAAGCUUUUUGACGACUUUCCCGAUCUAAAGAGAGACUAUUUGAUCAACCACGUUGUCCAAUUCUGGAAAGAAGAACACUACGGUACUACUUUGGAGAGGGAAUUUCCAGACUUGUAUCUCAAGCUUUUAAUAAUCGACAUCAGCCUGAAUAUAAGAUACAUGGAUGCGGAAGAUCUUGAUAUCGAAAAAUUGCAAUUAUCUGUCAACAAGUACUUUGCCUAUAAGAGCAAGAUUGGUCAGGAUUCAUCUAAAGCCCUCACAUCUUCUUACAGCGAAUACCUACAGGAUGCACUUCUGGCUAAAUUGGACAAGGAAAAUGAUCCCAGAUAUAAUAUCAUAGGUGCGAUUAUAAAGAAGCUUUAA